CGAUACGUUAAGUGGCAGUGUUCAUCCAUAUAUUCGUUUCGGUACGCUCUUCAUUUGUCGCCGAAAAAAUUGUUGCUGAUGAUACAAGUGAAGACGGAUCAAUCACCUCACCAUUGGUGCAAAGUGUUAGUGCAGGAUGUCCAAAACCUCUCCGGAGCUGCUAAGAGAAGCAGCUAAUUUGAUUGAAGAAGCUCUGUGGAGAACUCCACCGGCAGCACACCACGUACACCUGUUCAAGCCGAAGUAGCAAGGCUCUUUGCUCUAUACUACAACUACAACUACUACAACAACAACAACAACAACAACAACAACAACAACAGCGCCAGGAGACGGCCAGCACGGAGCCAAGUCAUCCGAAGAAGCUACACACACACUUUCUGUUGUUUGGCUGACAACAAGGCUGAUAAAGUUCCAAGCAUUCAGCUUAAAGCAGACCUUCUUGCUUCAGGACUUGGAGAACAAAGGGUGAUCUUUUCAGGAAAUGACAACGAUCCCAUGGUUGUAACAAACAAACUGAUGGAGGUGUUUCCAAAGCUGCAAGAAGGGGGAGGCUUUGAGUUUCUAAAAAUUGUAGGAUCUACUCGCAGUCGAAAUCUUGGACACCCUUGCCUAUCUAAAAGAUCCAUCUACAACAAUUGGACAGGCUACAAUUUACAUACGCCCACUUCAACAGGACCUACCCAUUGAUUCAGAAAGCUCGGGACAUGCCUCUGGUCCAGCCAUCUCAUGUAUCACUUGUCAGAAGGAGGUUCCCUUCUCUGAAAUGAAACUGCACCGAGCUAACUGUGAUGGGUAUGCACUUGUUAAAGCUAUGACCCCCAUGCAGGAAACACACAGAGAAGGAGAGGGAGACCGUGGUGAGGAGAAUGAUAGAGAGCCACCCACUGACAGGGACAGCGUUCCAGUGAGGCCUGAAACAUCUGUAGAGAGUGAAGUAGAACCAGUAGUGAUUGAAAACUGGAAGAUUAUUAAAGAACCAACUCUGGCUGCCCAAGUUUUCAAAGAUAAUCUACUAAGUGAACAUGCAACCGGGAAGCCUCUUAAACUGAAAAUGGAUGUAAGGGAGAGUGAGGAGGACAGGGAACGGGCACUUCUCUCAUUCUAUAAACAGCAACAGGAAUGGGCAUGUCCACUUCAUUGUACCCUUGAUGGUUAGUAGAAUAGAGUUCAUAAUAUAAAUAUAUCCUGUUACAUUAAUAUCAAUUAUAUGUCUUAUAUGGAAUGGUAUUAGUGGUUUACUGGUCCCAUCAGGUCAUUUGGCUGAUAUUAAUCAUUAUAUGAUAAUCUGCAUUGGCUGUUCAUGCUGUCUGCAUAACAGUUCAUGUGUUUGUCCUUCCUUCCUAAAACUUGUCAAGCACCUAUAGCCUUGUUACAGCUUGUUUCCAGUGUGUUAUUAACAGUAUAGAGUAUUCUUUUUUUUUUUUAAAUCGGUGAUGCUGCUGUUGGACAGGGAGUGAUGCGGUACUUUCUGACAACAAUAAUAUCCAAACUCCAGUUUGGAUUCAGAAUGAAUCUUGGAGGAGUGGGCCAAAGUCUGCUAUUUGAAGGUGAGCCUGACCAUCUCGUUCCAGCUGCAUCAGAGGUGCUUAUUGAGAGCAACCUCUUCCGGGUUGCAGGAAGGAUGAUAGCCCACUCCUUUUUGCAUGAUGGCCCCCAUGUCACCGGAUUAAGUCCUGCUGUUAUUCACGUACUGUUCAAUGGGGACCCUGAAAUGGCAACAAUUGUUGUCGAGGACUGUCCUGAUCUGCACAUCAGGAGUAUUGUAACAAUGCUUGAACUUGAAGAACUUACUCAGGAACAGAAGGACACAGUGUCAGAUCUUUCCCUGUCUUGGGAUCUCCCAGCAGUCACUAAAACGAAUCAGAGGUGGCUACAUAACAAACUUCUAGUACACGCGGUCAUCGGGAGGACCAUGCGCCAAAUUAAACAGUUGAGAAAGGGAUUGAAAGAUGUGAUUCUAUGGCCCCUGCUGACAUCAAGGCCAGAUGUUGUCCCACUUCUUUUUCCGAAAAUGGCAGGAAUGCAGUUUGUACCCCAGAUGUUCCUAGACAAAAUCACAUGGCCUGUGGAGGACAGUGAUGAAGAACUUGACAUUGAGUGCAAGUGCCGCAUCACUGGUUUUCUACGGGUGUUCCUUGAAACAGCUUCAUCAGAUACACUGGCUCAGUUGCUGAAGUUCUGGGUCGGCUGGGAAAUGCUCCCUCCAGAACUCAAAGUGGAGUUUUCCGGGGGAACCUUCCCAUCAUCCUCCACAUGCUUUGAAACACUGAAGCUGCCAGCUCAUUACAACACCUACAAAGACUUUGAGGAAGCACUUGUUGCUGCAAUAGUGCACACACUGGAUUUGGUCUUGUUUAAGUAUUUUCAGGCAAUGAUGUUGCUGUGCUUUUAUUCAGUAGAAAAGGUCAAUUUGAGUGAAGUGAGUUCAGUGUUUUUCUAACAUUUAAAAUACA
Molecule: messenger RNA, 2453 nt
Organism: Labrus bergylta (ballan wrasse)
Lineage: Eukaryota; Metazoa; Chordata; Actinopteri; Labriformes; Labridae
Source: RefSeq, a predicted model, not a curated record